CUCCUCCGAUGGAAUAUAGAAAACUCCACCCCAGGCACCACCAUCAAUACACUUGAUCCCGGAAUGAUCACGUCCUUGGUGAUUAAACCAGAUGCCCAACUCAUGAAAGAAGCUCUUACAAUUGGCCUCGAUGAAAGGCAGACUGAAGAUGAUAGACUAAAGGCCUUG
Molecule: messenger RNA, 168 nt
Organism: Suillus subaureus
Lineage: Eukaryota; Fungi; Basidiomycota; Agaricomycetes; Boletales; Suillaceae
Exons: 1
Source: RefSeq, a predicted model, not a curated record